Molecule: messenger RNA, 1718 nt
Organism: Brienomyrus brachyistius
Lineage: Eukaryota; Metazoa; Chordata; Actinopteri; Osteoglossiformes; Mormyridae
Gene: ddost
Product: dolichyl-diphosphooligosaccharide--protein glycosyltransferase subunit (non-catalytic)
Exons: 11
Coding region: 10-1425 (471 amino acids)
Cellular component (GO): endoplasmic reticulum membrane; oligosaccharyltransferase complex
Source: RefSeq, a predicted model, not a curated record
GGUCAACGUAUGAGCGCUGACGUCUUUCUCAGUGGAAAGAUGGCGGCAGGAACAGUAACUACCAGGAGAUGGUCUAGGUUUUUGCCCGCUUUUAGGUGCCGGAAUGAAUGCAAGACAAGUCUCCAGCUCAGCUUUUUCUUCAUUUUCUCUGUGAUUUUGGGGACGCUUCAUGGAGCGGUGGCUGACGGGAAAACACUAGUUCUUUUGGACAACCUUAACAUCAAAGACACUCAUUCAAUAUUCUUCCGCAGUUUAACUGAUCGCGGAUUUGACUUGACUUUUAAGACUGCCGACGACCCUGGCCUCUCUCUUAUCAAAUAUGGCCAGUUCCUUUAUGAUCAUCUCAUAAUUUUUUCUCCAUCUGUGGAAGACUUUGGGGGCAACAUCAACGUGGAGACCAUCACCGCUUUCAUCGACGGGGGUGGUAAUGUCCUUGUUGCUGCCAGUUCGGACAUCGGCGACCCCCUGAGAGAGCUGGGCAGUGAGUGUGGGAUUGAGUUUGAUGAGGAGAAGACCGGCGUCAUCGACCACCACAACUAUGAUGUGUCUGACCCAGGAGAGCACACUCUGAUCGUGGCAGAUCCGGGGAAUCUUCUCAAAGCCCCCACCAUCGUUGGCAGGCCCACGGGGAAGCCCAUUCUUUUCAAAGGUGUUGGAAUGGUGGCUGACCCCGAUAACCCACUGGUGCUGGACAUCUUGACCGGUUCCUCUACAUCCUACUCCUUCUUCCCUGACCGCCCCAUCACCCAGUACCCCCACGCAGUGGGCAAGAACACCCUGCUGAUCGCAGGCCUCCAGGCCAGAAACAACGCUCGGGUAGUCUUCAGCGGGUCUCUGCAGUUCUUCAGCGACGCCUUCUUCAACUCCCCGGUUCAGAAGGCCGUGCCUGGCUCUGAGAGGCACGCACAGACGGGGAACAUGGAGCUCGCCGUGGCGCUGUCCCGCUGGGUGUUCAAGGAGGAAGGUGUUCUGAGGGUCGGGGCUGUGAGCCACCACCCAGUUGGAGAGAGCAGCCCCCCAGCCGCCUACACCAUCACGGACCUCGUGGAGUACAGCAUCGUGAUCGAAAAGCUGUCCAACGGAAAGUGGGUGCCUUUCGAUGGAGACGAUAUUCAGCUGGAGUUCGUCAGGAUCGACCCUUUCGUUAGGACUUACCUGAAGAAGAAUGGUGGGAAGUACAGCGUCCAGUUCAAGCUGCCUGAUGUGUAUGGAGUGUUCCAGUUCAAGGUGGAUUACAACCGGCUGGGAUACACACACCUGUACUCGUCCACCCAGGUGUCAGUGCGCCCUCUCCAGCACACCCAGUACGAGCGCUUCAUCCCCUCGGCAUACCCUUACUACGCCAGCGUGUUCUCCAUGAUGGCUGGGCUCUUCAUCUUCAGCAUUGUCUUCCUCCACAUGAAAGAGAAGGAGAAAUCUGAGUAGGGGGGGGCAGGGCAAACGGGGGUGCUGGGGAGCCGGGGUGGGUUUACUUAGACGGGCAGUUUUGGGUGUGAUCAGAACCUUAAUAGGAUAUUUAAUGUAUUGUGAUUCUUGUCUGGAGGAAGUUUUUAAAAAAAAUGCCACUUAAAGAAAAUGACAGAUUUGUUUUUCAGUCUAAACGGAUACAGAUUCAUUGGAAUGGACGUUAACUUUUUUUUGUUGGUUUUAUUUUUAUGUCAAAGUUCAAAUUUUACCAAUAUCCAUUCCCUCAAUAAAAUGUUGACAUCCCACCCUAA